This is a messenger RNA of Telopea speciosissima, 1164 nucleotides long. RefSeq names its product LIM domain-containing protein WLIM1-like. Gene Ontology annotation, biological process: actin filament bundle assembly. Gene Ontology annotation, cellular component: actin cytoskeleton; plasma membrane. The record is from RefSeq and is a predicted model, not a curated record. The coding region runs from base 308 to 874 and encodes 188 amino acids. The transcript is spliced from 5 exons. Lineage: Eukaryota; Viridiplantae; Streptophyta; Magnoliopsida; Proteales; Proteaceae. Gene Ontology annotation, molecular function: actin filament binding.
AUUGUAACUUUGACUAACUACUCAGAGCCGCAGCUUUCGGUUAUCCUAAUAUUCUUAUUACAGUUGGGUCGUGGAGCAGUUUAGUAUUUUAUCAACAAAAGCAAACUUUGAAAACUCAAAUUUGCAAUCUUUAUAUGUAGACUUCUGCAAGUUCUGAGAGACUCUGUGUUUGUGUGAGAGAGACAAUAGUCUCCUCCUCAACAUCAUCUGUUUUCUGUUUUUUCUCAUCGACUAUCUCUGUUUUUCAUCUUGUCUGGGUUCUUCUUCUUGAUACUUGAUUGAUAGAAGGAAAGAGAAAGAUCCAAAAAUGGUGACAUUUGGAGGAACUACCGAGAAAUGCAAGGCCUGCGACAAGACAGUUUACUUGGUGGAUCAGCUCAGAGCUGAUAGCAAGAUCUAUCACAAGGCUUGCUUCCGGUGCCACCACUGCAAGGGUACCCUCAAGCUUAGUAACUAUUCCUCCUUUGAGGGUGUCCUGUAUUGCAAGCCUCACUUUGACCAACUCUUUAAGAUGACUGGCAGUUUGGACAAAAGUUUUGAAGGUGCUCCAAAAAUUCCCAGAUCUUUUGAACCGGCCCAUCCCAACAACAGAGUUUCAAGUUUGUUUGGGGGAACUCAAGACAAGUGUGUGGCUUGCAAAAAAACAGUAUACCCAAUUGAGAAGAUAGCAGUUGAUGGCAGCUCAUACCAUAAGGCCUGUUUCAAGUGUUGCCAUGGAGGCUGUAUGAUCAAUCCAUCUAGCUAUGUUGCCCAUGAGCACAAACUUUACUGUAGGCACCAUCAUUCCCAGCUCUUCAAGGAGAAGGGGAAUUUCAGCCAACUCAAAAAUCAUGAACAAAUUAAAGGGGUGACAGAGAACACAGUAUCAGCUUGAUGCACGUGGAAGCCUGCACAUCAUCAUCUAGAGUAGUAGUCUAUGUUUCCAUUACAGCUGUUGGAUGCAACAAUACUGGAUCACAUCUGUACUGGGUCUUGGUAAGCUUAAUUUGGAGAGAAAAUAUGUAAAUUUAUAAAAAGAGCUAAAGGCUUCAAGGAGGUUGAUAUUCAACAGUGGGGAUGUAGUUUGAUUUAUAGUUCUUUGAGCUAGUGAUGUUUGAAUGAGUAAUAAUUGUCGAAGAGGUGGGUUUUGUUCUUAAAAUAAGUAAUGAGCCAAUGUCUUGUGUA